AUGCACUUCCAUUUUCGCGUAUCCACAACCGCCGUUCACGAACUUCUGUUCGCCGACGACGGCGCCCUCAACACCACCUCGGAAGGGGACAUGCAAAGGAGCAUGGACCUCUUCGCCACCGCCUGCGAGAACUUCGGUCUGAUCAUCAAUACGGAGAAGAAGGUUGUCAUGCACCAACCGCCACUCAAUACAGCCCACAAUGCGCCGCAAAUCAGCUUAAACGGAACCCAACUGCAAAUGGUGGACAACUUCACCUCUCUGGGCAGCACCCUCCUCCACAGCACAAAAUCAACGACGAAGUUGCCCGCCGCAUUUCCAAAGCCAUCCAAGCCUUCGGCCGUCUACAGGACACCGUCUGGAACUGUCACGGUCUCCAUCUCAAAACAAAGCUGGAGAUGUACAAGGCAGUUAUCCUGCCAACGCUGCUGAAUGGAGCGGAGACCUGGACAGUCUACAAGAAGCGGGCGCGGAGACUCAAUCAUUCCCACUUCAGUUGUCUUCGCCGAAUACUGAAGCUGAGGUGACAGGACCGGAUCCCAGACACGGACAUACUGCAGCGGACGGGAAUCCUCAGCACCCAUGCUAUGCUGAGACAACUACAACUACGCUGGAACGGCCACCUCGUAGGGAUGGACGAUGAAAGGCUACCCAAACGACUCCUUUAUGGAAAUUUCGCGACGGGUUCGCGCAGAAAAAGAGGUCAAGUCCGGCGCUAUAAGGAUACCAUGAAGACCUCCCAAAACGCCUGCAGGUCAGCCCGGCAAACUGGGAAGACCUCGCUUUUGACCGACCUACGUGAAGAAGAACAGUGACGACUGGCGCAGCAAUCUUCGAAGCCAACCGCAUCACCGUCACCAAAGCCAAACGCGAGACGCGCAAAUCUCAAUUGUCGCCGCCGACGUCGCCUCACAACGCCAACGCCCAAACAACUCUAACGUGCCCAUGAUGUCAAGGGAUAUUCCGGGCACCAACUGGACAUGUUGCACACCUUCGGACCAAAUGCAGCAUCCGGACUGCACCAACCGACGUCUCUCCGUCCACCUCUCCCCCGCCUCUCACGCCAUCAGUUAACCCUCGCAAACCACUACUACCAUCCUCCUCCUCCACUGCCUCAACGUCUGCCGUUGUGGCCUCUGCCAUGACCAUCAACGAUCCUGACGAACCACCAAACAAUAACACCGCCACCGUCAACACCAGCGACGAGGAGCGGGUCUAUACCUGUCCACACUGCGAUCGCACUUUCACCUCACACGUCGGCCUGGUCGGCCACUUGCGAAUCCAUCGCACGGAGACGGGCGAACCAGUGCCCGGAGCACCAACCUACACUCGCCACAUCCGCCUCCACUGUCCACUCUGCACUCGCACAUUUAUUCGCCGCAUGGGUUAG
Molecule: messenger RNA, 1387 nt
Organism: Spirometra erinaceieuropaei
Lineage: Eukaryota; Metazoa; Platyhelminthes; Cestoda; Diphyllobothriidea; Diphyllobothriidae
Source: the annotation of a GenBank genome assembly